AUGACUACUCUAAAGGCGCUUUUUUUCAGCAACAACUUCUUUGCGGGAUCGAUUCCCUCCUUCAUCGCCUCCCUGCCACAACUCAGCACACUAGGCCUCUUCUCCAACUACCUCACGGGCACCAUGCCCAUCCCUUCCACCUCCCUGGUCGCUCUGGACGUGGGUCUUAACUUCCUCUCGGGCUCCUUCCCUAAGCUCUCCCUCGCUGUCUGUGCGGCUGACCAGAACUGCUUCCUCAACUCCUACUGCCACACCUACGGCACACUACAGCGCCCCACCCUUGCCUAUGCCUUCUGCGGAACGACCAAUGGGCAGGGGGCGCUGUGCUCUGGUGCACUUUGUGCUCCACUCAGCCAGGGCGUUGUCCAAGUCUCCUCACUGCCGCUGGUGCCCAUGGCUUGUCCGGGUGAGUUUCUCAUGUUGAGUGGCAGUUAG
Molecule: messenger RNA, 435 nt
Organism: Closterium sp. NIES-65
Lineage: Eukaryota; Viridiplantae; Streptophyta; Zygnematophyceae; Desmidiales; Closteriaceae
Source: the annotation of a GenBank genome assembly